AUGUCAACAAAGCAGAGGCAACGCCGGAAGUCCCUGGCAGUCGAGCUGACCGCGAAUUACUUCAUUUCUACUGCUGUGAAGCUGCGGGAUGCCUUUCCCGAUUCUCCGAUACAACGCUAUGGACACAUCUUGUUCUACAGUGGAGCCAGCACCAACCUGUCAUUCGCAGCGCCCUCGUAA
This is a messenger RNA of Penicillium macrosclerotiorum, 180 nucleotides long. RefSeq lists its product as uncharacterized. Lineage: Eukaryota; Fungi; Ascomycota; Eurotiomycetes; Eurotiales; Aspergillaceae. Bases 1 to 180 code for a protein of 59 amino acids. The transcript is spliced from 2 exons. The record is from RefSeq and is a predicted model, not a curated record.